Molecule: messenger RNA, 1345 nt
Organism: Postia placenta MAD-698-R-SB12
Lineage: Eukaryota; Fungi; Basidiomycota; Agaricomycetes; Polyporales; Adustoporiaceae
Exons: 8
Coding region: 5-1183 (392 amino acids)
Source: RefSeq, a predicted model, not a curated record
GACCAUGUCAGACAAAGAUUACGACGAGCUUCACUCCGAUCUUGACGAGGAAGUUGACGAGGAUGCAUUCCAUAUUGGUGCACGGCUUGAUCCCCCGCAAGCACGACUGUAUUCCACUCAAGAGUUACACACUUUGAUCCAUGAAGGUGUUAUUGACCUAAAUCCCCCUUAUCAACGAGAUGUUGUGUGGACCGAGCCAAAGCAGAUGAAGCUACUGGAUUCCAUAUACCGCAAUUUCUAUGUCCCCCCUGUGGUAUUCGCUGUAUGGUAUGAGGAUGGAGAGGAGAUACGAAGAUGUGUGGAUGGGAAGCAGCGGUUGACGUCUAUUCAGAAGUUCUUCGACGGGCAGAUUCCUUACAGAGACCCGGUAACAAAGAAGACCUACUGGUACUCUCGCGCCGAAUCGCACAAAGCGAGCAGGCUCGAGGUACCUCCCGUCUGGAAAAAUGAUUUUGCUUCUAAACAGAUAACCUGUGUGGAAUAUCGGAACCUCCCCAGAGGCUUUGAGCGAGACAUAUUCCAGCGGGUACAACUCGGGAUGCCCCUUACCGCUGCCGAAAAACUGCAAGCUAUCGCGUCGCCAUGGGCUGAUUGGAUCUCCCUCAUGGACACCCGUUUCGUUAGCAGUGACAAUGGCCUAACAACUAUUAUAGACGUGGAUAUGAAGCGCGGCCGAGAUUUCCAGUCACUAGCGCAGCUCGUGUACUGCUGCGACAAUUACCCCGAGCACAGCAUCCCGACUGCACCAAAGAUGGAGCAAUGGGUUGCGCGUGCAGAGCAUCCGCCGCAUGCCUUCAAGACUGCGAUAAACGAUGUCCUGACGUCUUUCUGGCACAUAGCGAGCGAUCGCUCACUAAACGCUGCCUUCACCAAAAUCCAAAAACGAGUCGCUCCGAUCGAGUUUGUUUUCAUCGGUGUGGUCCUCUUCGUCACACGCGAUUGUCUGGUCGAGUGGCGCGCCAAUGAGAUUCACAAUAUGCGAGUCUAUGUCCGGAAAAAGUUCGCCGAUGUGCGCUCGCGAGGUGAUGUCAUAAGGUAUCUCUGGGGUUUCGUUGAUUCCGUUGUCGAGCAUUUGGAGGACCAAAACUCGUCUGGAAGAGGCGGAGAUGGAAAGAAGAGGAAGGGAGAUGGUUAUGACACUUCUAAACAGGUCGGCAAGCGGACGAAGAGGGGCACGCGAUGAUUUUCGUCCCACUUCGUGAGUUUAGCACGCAUACCUGUAUUUGCAUAACCUAGUGAAUAGCUUGUCUCAUGAACGGCAUCUUAGCGUAUAGUAUCUUUAGUAUGACAGUGUAGUCUAUCCAUUGUAUUUUGCGCGUGCCGUAUACCAUAUCCCUUCAGUGUU